GAGAGGAUUCACUCUGGGACUUGGUAAGUCCACUUACCCAUAGAGGUCUUCCAUGACGACUGAGGGAAGCACACAGAGUAAUUUUAUUUCGAGGAAGAGAUGCAGCAGGAUCAGAAAGAAAUCCUGGUCUUUCUGGGCAAGGGCUUUAAGGUGGCGGUGAAAAGACAAAAUUUUUAGCUUUUCUGUGCCUUUAAUAAAUUCUUACUGAAUCUGAAAGUUUGGUUGGACCACUGCCUGAGAAUCUGUCUCUUCUCAGGGGUCCUCAGAAAAGAGCAUUAGAAACCUCUGAUUGAGGACGUGCGCGGCCCCGCCUCCAGUCCUUCAGCCCGGCCGCAGUAUCACGGCGCAGCCGCCAGGGGGUGCAGACUUCGGGCCCAUCAGUGAGACUUGGGGCGGGGCCAACUGCGCGGCGGGCCCUGGCACGGCUUCCGGUUUCCGGCGGAGCCAUCGAUCGACGCGCGCAGCCGUCAUGGCCGCGGAGGAGAAGGAUCCCCUGAGCUAUUUCGCGGCUUACGGGAGCAGCAGCUCAGGCUCCUCGGACGAGGAGGAUAACAGCGAGCCGGAGGAGACAAGUCGUAAGGCCUCGGAUCCAGCGAAGUCGGCGGGCGGCUGUGGGAACAAGGCGGAGAAGCGGCUGCCUGGACCCGACGAGCUGUUCCGGAGUGUGACUCGCCCGGCCUUUCUCUACAAUCCGCUCAACAAACAGAUCGACUGGGAGAGGCACGUCGUCAAGGCGCCAGAGGAGCCUCCGAAGGAAUUCAAAAUAUGGAAGUCAAACUAUGUACCACCUCCGGAGACCUACUCUACUGAGAAGAAACCUCCCCCUCCAGAGCUGGAUAUGGCAAUAAAAUGGUCUAACAUAUAUGAGGACAAUGGUGAUGAUGCCCCACAGAAUGCUAAGAAAGCUAGGCUUCUCCCAGAAGGGGAGGAGACAGUGGAAUCAGAUGAUGAAAAAGAAGAACAUACUUCUAAAAAGCGCAAAAUAGAACCGGGAGAACCAACAAAGAAGAAAAAGUAGAAAACAAUUGACAAGAAUUUUUGGACUGUGAAACUUUGUUGAAAUGAGUUUUUUUGGCAGAUUAAAUUGAUAUUGUAAAUUAUUAUGAAACAACAUCUCCAUGAAAGUAUAUGUUAAUUAGCUAAUGAGUAUUGGUGCAGGAACCUUCCACUGUAGAAUUCAUUUUUUAUUUAAAACUUAUAUGUAUUUAAAACU
Messenger RNA from Lipotes vexillifer (Yangtze River dolphin), 1213 nucleotides. RefSeq names its product chromosome unknown C1orf52 homolog (gene CUNH1orf52). The transcript has 3 exons. The coding region runs from base 470 to 1018 and encodes 182 amino acids. NCBI's taxonomy places the organism in Eukaryota, Metazoa, Chordata, Mammalia, Artiodactyla, Lipotidae. The record is from RefSeq and is a predicted model, not a curated record.